AUGAGUGCGGGCGGAAUCAAAUUCGACCUGGAGAAAUUGAGAAUUCGAAGAAGGGAGCCCGCAUCAGUGCCUUCUUCAUCGCCCGACCAGAGGUUAUAUAAACGCGCCCGGUUGGACGAGGGGGCUGCAUUGUUGGUUGCUUUCUCACUUUUGUCCAUCAUCAUGAAGUCUGUCUUUGCUUUCGCUGCCUUGUUCGCUGCCUACGCCGCCGCACAGACCACCACGUCGUCGGCCGCUCCCCUAUUAGCACUGGCGAUAUUCGCCUGCUGGAUGCACUGGAAUCAUGGAAUUCCAACAAGCCGCCUUGACAUGCCUCCAGUCCCAAUGCCCGAACGAGGUAGCUCUGCUACGGCCUUGCAAUCGCAACUUUGUGGAGCAGCUGGUUCUGGUAGCUCGACCGCCCCUACUGCAUCUGAGACCGAGACCGAGGUCUCUGGUACGGUUUCUUCCUCGGGAACGGCUAGCGUACCUGCUACGGGCACUGCUACCACUCCUGCUGGCACUACUACUCAUACCACAACCCGCCCUACUACUUCUGCCACGAGCCCCAGGCCCACUUCCUCGAGCGCCACUGGCACCCCAACUGGCGCAGCCAAUUCCGCCAGCGCUCCGUUCGAUUUUGCCGCCACUGGUGCCUGGGCUGCUGUUGCUCUCGGAGGUGCUGUCGUUGCCCAGCUUGCUCUCUAA
This is a messenger RNA of Rhizoctonia solani, 687 nucleotides long. RefSeq names its product CFEM domain protein. Lineage: Eukaryota; Fungi; Basidiomycota; Agaricomycetes; Cantharellales; Ceratobasidiaceae. The record is from RefSeq and is a predicted model, not a curated record. The coding region runs from base 1 to 687 and encodes 228 amino acids. The transcript is spliced from 4 exons.